GAAAAAUGAACUUUGAUCGGCGACAUUCAGGUGAUGAUAUCGGGUUCUCAGGCUUACAGACGCACUCCUUCCACACUCAUCAAGAAAGGUGCUGAUUCACGUCUCGCCACUUUUCAAACCACCACCAGAUGACUCCCAAGCUUGUUCUAGUGACUGGAGCUACUGGACGGCAAGGUAGUUCAUUGAUACAUGCUUUGAGACCAGCGGAUUCGGAAGCGCACUCUGGGGAACACGAAUUUCACGUCCUGGCCUUGACGCGUAACGCAAAAUCACCCUCAGCAAAAUCAUUGGCACUGCAACCACAUGUUACAGUUGUCGAAGGCAAUCUGGACUCAAUCGUCUCCAUAUAUAGGAUAUUCGAAGAAGCUAAAUCUAACGGCGGCAUCUGGGGUGUAUGUUGUAUUCUUGCUUUUCCCGGGCUAGGAGCCAAUGCCGAUGGAGAAGAAGCACAGGGAAGGGCUUUAGCAAAUAUCUCUCUCGAGUACGAUGUUUCAAACUUUAUCUUAUCCUCAGUUGAGAGAGGCGGGGAACGGGAUGAUGACAGAUCUGUCCUAGACCGACUGGCUAAGGUAAGGAUAGAGCGCCAUGUCAAGGAGCUUGGGAAGAAAGGUCUUUCAUGGACCAUUCUGCGGCCUGGUUUCUUCAUGGAGAAUUAUGAGGGGACCAUUGGAUCCAUCACAGUUGGAGUUUUGAAGGCUGGUCUGCAGCCUACAACAACCAUACAGCUUAUUGCUGUGGAUGAUAUUGGACGUGUCGCUGCCGGAGUACUAAAAAGCCCGGAACUGUUUCAAGAGCAGAUCCUAUGCGUUGUUGGAGACCAUUGCACUAUGAAAGAGCAAGAAGAAGCCUAUGAACGUGCAACAGGCCGUUCUCUACCCAACAUACCAGCUUUCCUCGCACGCACACUCAUCUCAAUCAAUGGACACACUAAAGGCCUCAUUGCAGAUAUUGAACGUGUUCAUAAGAUAAAAGAAGAGGGAGCAGCACCAGAUCAUGACUCUCAGGUUGCUGCCGCUAAACGGGCAUAUCCCAAUAUCCAAAAUUUUGAAACUUGGGCAAAAGAAAGGGCUUCAACUCCUUCUCGAGAUAGGCAGUGGAACAAGGUAACCAUUGGAAAAUUAUUUACAGGACAACAAUAGUAGUCAUCCUAGAACCAGAUGCGACUAGUAUAGUUUAUGUUUAUGACAGUUGGUUGAUAAGAUGCCAGAU
This is a messenger RNA of Lentinula edodes (shiitake mushroom), 1209 nucleotides long. Its product is annotated as NAD(P)-binding protein. NCBI's taxonomy places the organism in Eukaryota, Fungi, Basidiomycota, Agaricomycetes, Agaricales, Omphalotaceae. The record is from RefSeq and is a predicted model, not a curated record. The transcript has 6 exons. The coding region runs from base 129 to 1139 and encodes 336 amino acids.